AUACUGCUUCAUCAAUCGAUUAGCUCUUAACGCGACGCGCCGGGUUGAAACUGUUGGGAGUUGUCCGCGUUCCGCCAUCACGUGCAGCUGACUAAAGUCAAACAUAUCCCACUCGGGCCGGGGUUUCAACCCUAGCAAGAGAAGCGCCCCUCCAUCUUCUCCUCUCCAAUUUCUCUGUCCGUCAACCUCCCACCUCCCAUCCACCUUUGGUUUUCUAUCAUCACCACCAACUCCCCCUCCUCUUCGCCUUUUUCCUAUCCCUUUCAGAGGAGUAUCUAUUAAUUUUCCUUCUUGAACCACACAGCAUUCCUUACCAGCCGAUAAUUGUUAGCCAUGUCAGAACCCAUUAGAAAUAAAAAACUUGACACCCUUGCGGGGGCACCUACUCCCCAGAACACUCCUUCUACCAAUGCCCCUAUCUCUUCUCAUGCCGCUGAACCCAAGGUUUCGACUAUCGAAGAAGAGAGAUUUGACCGUGCUGCGGCCGCUUCAAUCUUCGCUUCGAAUCCUCAACUAGUCUCUAUGAUACAGGGCAAGCUUGGCUCUCUUGUCGGACGCUCAUCUGGUUAUAUUGAAUCCCUCCCUGCUCCAGUCCGCCGUCGUAUUUCCGGCUUGAAGGGUGUUCAAAAGGAGCACGCUAAAUUGGAGGCUGAAUUCCAGGAGGAGGUUUUGCAGCUAGAGAAGAAAUAUUUUGCAAGAUACGCCCCUCUUUACCAAAAGCGUGCACAGAUUGUCAAUGGUGUUGCUGAGCCUACCGAGGAAGAGGUUGCUGCUGGCAAGGCGCAAGACGAUGACGAGGAGGAAGAAGGUGAAGGCUGA
Molecule: messenger RNA, 819 nt
Organism: Tuber melanosporum (Perigord truffle)
Lineage: Eukaryota; Fungi; Ascomycota; Pezizomycetes; Pezizales; Tuberaceae
Exons: 4
Coding region: 334-819 (161 amino acids)
Biological process (GO): nucleosome assembly
Cellular component (GO): nucleus; chromatin
Molecular function (GO): histone binding; chromatin binding
Source: RefSeq, a predicted model, not a curated record